UGUAUGCGCUUGAUCUUUUUCUUCAGUGUAGAGUCACCGGUGCUCGUGUCAGCAAAAUGUUCGCCGUCCUUGUAACGUUCGCGGUUCUGGCGCCGACGGCCCUGGCAGGUCGUGACGCCGCGCCCAUGGUCCAGGUGGCGGAAGGGCGUGUGUCGGGCGUGACGGAGACCUCCACGAAGGGCAGGGCCUUCCACUCCUACUACGGCGUCCCCUUCGCCAAGCCUCCUGUGGGAAGACUAAGGCUUAAGGACCCGUUGAAGGCAGAAGGGUGGGAGGGCGUGAGGGACGGGUCCAGGAUGCCCUCGCCUUGCCUGCUCGUGCCCUUGGCUUAUGCUGCCAUGGGGGUGACUUUGGCCCCGGAAGACCUGCGUGGGAGCGAGGACUGCUUGUACCUCAACAUCUUCACGCCGAAGAUGGAGACCUCAAAGAAACUCCCUGUGAUGGUGUGGAUCCACGGGGGAGCUUACCUGGCGGGGGGCGCUCACGAGUACCUGCCUCACGUCCUCAUGAACCACGACAUUGUGCUCGUAGUUUUACAAUAUAGAGUCGGUAUCAUGGGAUUCCUGUCCACAGAGGAUAAAGUGAUUCCAGGGAACUUCGGGCUGAAGGACCAGACCCUCGCCCUCCGCUGGGUGCAGGACAACAUCCACACCUUUGGAGGAGACGCCAACAGGGUCACCAUCUUCGGGGAGAGUGCUGGGGGCGCCUCUGUACAUUAUCACAUAUUGUCACCCAAAUCUAAAGGUCUCUUCUCUCGUGCCAUCAUGCAGUCAGGGUCGGCCUUAGCGCCAUGGGCAUGCCACGAGCAACACAGACAUGUGGCGGAGGAAGUUAGCAAAGCUGUUGGCUGCUCCAAAGCCUUCGGUCACAAAGAUAUUCUUGACUGUCUCCAGAAGGUAGAUGGUCGCAGGCUGGCCGCAAGGUUCCAAGAUUUCAUGGAAUGGUUCAUCUUGCCUUCAGUUGCUUUGCCUCUUGUUGAUGGGGACUUUAUACCGGAUCACCCCGCGCGUCUGAUGUAUGACGGAGACUUCAACCAAGUGGACCUCAUGGCUGGAAUCACAAGAGAUGAAGGCGCUCUAGUAACAAAUCCAAUGCUAGCUCGAAAGGACCUCUUCCCUGCCUUACAAAACAACUUUUCCGUCUUCGGCCCAGUUAGCCUCAUGGUCGGGCCUGAAGUUGGAGAUGCUGUUGCCUUUAGCACCAAGGUCUACCAACGCUACCUUGGCAACUCAACUAUCGAUCAUGACCACAUAAAAGAGCUCACCAAGAUGAACACAGACUACAGUUUUGCUGUACCGCAUGACCUGACGACUCUCUACCACGCUCGGGUCCCAGGUCUUGCUACUUACCGCUACGAGCUCAAGCACCGAUCCCAGCUGUCAAUGGGAGAUUUCUUCAACACUGACAUAGGGCGUCACUGGAUUCCUCAUGGGGACGACCUGUACUACCUGUUCGCCGGCGGGCCGCUCCUCAAGCCCAGCCGCCUGCCCGACCGCCUGCCCGACCUGCAGAGCCAAGACGACCUCCGCCUCAGGGACAUCGUCACGACCAUGUGGACGAACUUCGCUGCCACGGGCAACCCCACCCCCGACGACGCCCUGGGCUUCAAGUGGGAAGCGGCGAUCGAGGACGACCUCCGCUACCUCGCCCUCACGCCCUCGCCCGCCAUGGAGGCCGACCAGCGACAGGAGGUGCGUGAUUUUUAUGCUUCUCUGCCAACGAAGAUGAAUCAAAUUUUCUAUGCUGAUCGUGGCAUCUCCAAGGAAGAAAUUUUGCGUCGCUCAUGUCAGGAAGAACUGUAAAUCCAUUUUUAACUGCCACGUGCAAUGCAUCAUGCCAUUGUAAUUAUUGUAACGCUACAGUGCGUUUCUCAUUUUGCAGUGUAAGUUAUCUUUGUAUUAUAUCUUGCAAAUGGUUUGUAAGUCUGUGUGCUGGUAACUGAUCUCUCUUUCUUUCUCUCUCUCUCUCUCUCUCUCUCUCUCUCUCUCUCUCUCUCUCUCUCUCUCUCUCUCUCUCUCUCUCUCUCUCUACAUAUAUAUAUAUAUAUAUCUGUAUGUCUGCCUGUCUGUCUGUCAAUCUAUCUAUUUAUCCUUAUCUACCUAUCUAUCUAUCUAUCUAUCUGUCUAUACACCAUUCUCCAGGAGGAGGUGGGGCUCUAGCACUCCAGUUCUGCCUCCACACACCAACUGAAUCACCAGCGCGUGGUUUUCCUAAUUAAACUCAUACCAUUUUCUUUCACCUUUUUUAGAUUAAUUGUUGUAUUUAUUGGUUCUACUUUUCCCACUUUUUUAAAUCAUGUAUUUGAUUUUCAAUAGAAUUCGUUUUGCUUCCCAAGGGCCACGGGGGAAGGCAACCUCCUUUUCUCUGUUUCUUUUUUUUAAUUCUCUCUAUCUCGCUCCAUCUAUCUGUAGCCCUCUCUCUCUCCCUCUCACUCUCUCUCUCACUCUCACUCUCACUCUCACUAUCUCUCUCACUCUCACUUUCACUCUCACUCUCACUCUCACUCUCACUCUCUCUCUAGGUUUUCUGGAUUUGUUAAAGGUUUAAAUUUCAGUGUUCUAUCCUCGUGUCCCCACUCUGAGGAAGCUUUAUCUGUUACUUAACCCAUUUCAAGAGUUAGUCGAGGAGUAAAAUGUAUUCUGUUUUGAUUCUGUUUUGCUAUUUAUGCAUUAAAGAUCUGCACGUCAGACGUCUCUGCAUCUCCAGGGAAUGGAACAAAUAAAAAUAUCAG
This is a messenger RNA of Penaeus chinensis, 2731 nucleotides long. Its product is annotated as juvenile hormone esterase-like. The record is from RefSeq and is a predicted model, not a curated record. The coding region runs from base 57 to 1802 and encodes 581 amino acids. The transcript has 12 exons. NCBI's taxonomy places the organism in Eukaryota, Metazoa, Arthropoda, Malacostraca, Decapoda, Penaeidae.